UGCAAUCACAGGAGGAGGAAGUUUGAAAGUUUAUAUUGUGUUUCAGGUCCCAUGGAGAUGUCUGCCGUCUGGGGACACGGCACUGCCACCAUGAAUAGGCUCUGGGGGGUCAUCGGUGGGCUCUUCUGCAUCGCAUGUUUGGUUGGAAGUCAGCUGACCACAACCGGCAUUAUCACAAUGGCCACCGCUGAUGUCAACUGCAGCUCCGUCAAUACCACUGAAUGCACGGUGUGCUCACCUGGUACCUACCCUAAUAAUGAUACAGGAUUCUGUCUGUGCUGUUCCAGUGGCACCUGUACAAACUCCUCAUAUUGCUUACCUUGCCUGUCUGGAUAUUACCAGCCACAAAAGGGUCAAGCUGAAUGCCUGCCAUGCCCAAGGGGUUUUUAUACCAACACUUUGGAAAGUGUGAUUUGUCAGUCUUGUCAACCAGGAUCUUUUUCCAAUGCGAGCGGGUCCACGUUGUGUACACCAUGUGAAAAAGGCUUCUUUUCUUCAGUUGAGAAUGCCACGCAAUGCCAGCCAUGUGCACCGGGGUCAUUUUGCAAUACGACCCACUGCAACGGCUGUGCCCUGUGCCCUGCUGGAGAGGAGGCUCUGAAUGGCGGCUCUGCAGACUGCACUCCAUGUCGUCCUGGUAAAAUACAUAUACAUAUUCCCAUGAUGUUGAAGGAUAAACUCCAGCUGGCUGAUGAUGGGAAGAUGGGGCCUCAGCUGGCUGAUGAUGGGAAGAGGGGGCCUCAGCUGGCUGAUGAUGGGAAGAGGGGGCCUCAGUGGGCUGAUGAUGGGAAGAGGGGGCCUCAGUGGGCUGAUGACGGGAAGAGGGGGGCCUCAGCGGGCUGA
This is a messenger RNA of Nanorana parkeri, 843 nucleotides long. Its product is annotated as signal peptide, CUB and EGF-like domain-containing protein 2. NCBI's taxonomy places the organism in Eukaryota, Metazoa, Chordata, Amphibia, Anura, Dicroglossidae. Bases 52 to 843 code for a protein of 263 amino acids. The transcript has 7 exons. The record is from RefSeq and is a predicted model, not a curated record.